Molecule: messenger RNA, 1829 nt
Organism: Bombus pyrosoma
Lineage: Eukaryota; Metazoa; Arthropoda; Insecta; Hymenoptera; Apidae
Exons: 6
Coding region: 1094-1771 (225 amino acids)
Source: RefSeq, a predicted model, not a curated record
UAUAUUGAAUAUUAGUUGAUGAACGUAAAUUAUGCUACGACAGUUCUUCUAGGUUUUAAUAUUCAUUAUCUUUCGUCUUUCAAGAAAUGACACGUGAUGAGACUUACGGUUUGUUUGCGAGUGAUAGGUGUGAUAGGUAUCUUUUGAUAGGUGUCGAUGACGUAGCAUCGAGACGUUCAUCGAAAAAUUGGAUUAAACAAAAGAUCGACGAAUAGAAGAAACAUGUGUAAAUUCGAGUUUAAACGUGGCAUAAUAUUCGCGUGGCAUGUACAUAGUCUUGAAAGCUGCUAAAACGCAUAUAGUAGAAAAAGGAUGGGCUAUACCUUUUUGGCAGAAAUAACGGACGCUGAUACGCGACCGUGGCACAGCUGUAGAAUUGAAUUUCUCGAAUCACGACUGCCGAAUUGUCACCCCCUGUAAUAAAGAACGACCAAGGGAAUUAGCGUUGUUGCUUCUUCAUCUAUCUUUAGUUAUUUUUUUAUCAAUCACGUGGGCCGAUUGUAUAUCGUGCAGAUAAGAUAUUAAUGCAUGAAAUAAGAAACAUCAAAACCCGAGUACGAAACUGACUCAUAUAUGAGGAGCGGACUACACGAGUCGAGAGCGACUCAUGCUGUUAUUUUGCCUCAUGACAUUGACUCAGCCUUGACGCAGAAAUGUAACGAUAAACAAACUCCGGGCAAAACAAUGUCGCCGCUAUAUGCAACUGCCGAAUGAAGACGAAUUCAAAUUUUUCGACUUCCCCCCCCCCCCCUCCGAUUAGUAUGAACAAACGGACGCGAUCGCGAGCGACACAGAGUAUAUUACACAGUGUAUCACACCGUUUAUCUAAAGUACCUCCGAGUAUCUUACAAGUAUUUAUCGAGCUACGCGACGAGCAUUAACGAGUAUUUAUUCCGCGAUUUUAUUUGGCGAUUUAUAUUUUGCACUAACGACUCACGUAUACGGUUGUACAUUAAUUUAUUAUUUUAAAUAUAUUGGACGGUUCCAAUAACGCUCAAUCUCGUUCUUUAAACCUCGCGAACAAUCCUCCACAAAUGUAUUGACGAUCAAUCGAUAAUAACAUAUUGUCAGUUUUAUUAUCUGUUACGCAUUCAUGUUAGCCGACAUGUUCCUCGGAGCGGGCGGUAUGUUUAAGUCGGGUCAACUUAAUGGAUUUCUCGAGCAAUUUAAGGAGACGAUGGAGGAAGGAGAUGAAAAUCUUGGCAUUCCGGUUCUCGAUCCUUUCAUGAGCAAGCACGAGCAUAUAGAUUUGGAGGAAGACGAAUUGUUCUCAGCAGAAGGACAUCUGAAGAAUUUACGCAUAGAUGGUUUGUCUAACUAUACAGUAAAGCAGGCUGAUUUCCCGCUGGCUGGUUUUAAAGCCAAAGUAGCUCUUCUGUUCCACGAAAUUAACAUUGAGACUCGGUACAAUAUGACAGGUACAUUCCUCGAUGAAAAUUCCUUCAACGGGCGUGGAAACCUCGCCCUCGUCAUUAAGAGACUUAAUGUGACGGCAGACCUGCAACUCCAGAUACAGGAAGGGAGGCUGUACGUUUCAAACUUGGAAUUGCAGACCAGAGUAAGGGAAUUCGACUGUAAUAUCUCCGAAUUAUACGUCAACGAUGAUUUGUCCGAGGAUAUAAGCGAAACCAUCACUGAGGAGGCACCCAAUUUCCUCAAGGAGAAUCAAAAUCUAAUAUCGCGAUACGUAGGUAAGAUUUUGAAGAAUGUGAUCAACGACAUACUAAAAAAGUAUACGCUGGUAAACUUGUUGGACAUGAUUGGCGGUUAAUCGAUAAUUCUAAGUACUCUUUCGUACUUCCAACAAAUAAAUUCGAGUAAACAUAAAA